UCCCUCCAUCUUGGCGCAGCGGAGCCUCAUCGGAGGCAGCGGAUCAAUCCGGAGCUUCGGCGGCUGAUCGGGAUUAUGCGGCAGCGCUGAUCGCCGCUCGACUGAAGCAGCGUCCUGAUUGGCCGCCUCUACCCGCCCACCCCCACCACAGGUGGAUGAAUGAAGACUCCAGCGGUUCCGGGGCCCCAGGAGGACGAGGGACAUCCAGGCGUCUCUGCAAACAUGAUGAAGAAGAAGAAUCCUCACAAGAAGCAGAAGACCAGCAUUGGUCCCAGUAAGACUCUGGUUCAGCCCCAAAGGAACAUGGUUGGCUGCAGGAUCCAGCACAUCUGGAAGGAGGGCAGUAAAUCCUCCCAGUGGAAAGGCACGGUCCUGGACCAGGUACCCGUCAAUCCCUCCCUGUACCUGAUCAAAUACGACGGCUUCGACUGCGUCUACGGCCUGGAGCUGCACUCCGACGAGCGGGUGGUGGGGCUGGAGGUGCUCCCUGACAGAGUGGGUGAGGAGCCACUGCCGGUUCACUGCCUCGCUUCGACAUCUGGAAGACAUUCCUACCUCUGA
Cyprinodon variegatus (sheepshead minnow) is the source of this 561-nucleotide messenger RNA. Its product is annotated as spindlin-Z-like. NCBI's taxonomy places the organism in Eukaryota, Metazoa, Chordata, Actinopteri, Cyprinodontiformes, Cyprinodontidae. Gene Ontology annotation, biological process: gamete generation. The coding region runs from base 160 to 561 and encodes 133 amino acids. The record is from RefSeq and is a predicted model, not a curated record. The transcript is spliced from 5 exons.